UCUGCAGAUUUUUUGUUCACAUUUCGGACUCAGAAUUCUCUCGGUCUCGUUCUUGACUCAGUCUCAUCUCUGUAACAUCUAGGGCACGCCCUUCCCAUCAAUCUUCUUCCUUUCUGCUAAUCUCUCUCUCUCUCUGCUGAUCGCUUCGAAAAUCGACUCAAUCUGACGCCUCGUUCAUUCUGCAGCUCUAUUUUAAUCGCUAGAAGAUGGCAACAAAAUACAUUUUAGCUUCUGUAAUUGGAGCUAGUGCAAUUGCGUAUGUUUCAGACUAUCUUAUUGCUGACAAGAAAAUAUUUGGAGGAUCAACCCCGUCUACUGUUUCGAACAAGGAGUGGUUGGAAGAAACCGACAAGAAAUUCCAAGCAUGGCCUCGUACUGCCGGUCCACCUGUGGUCAUGAACCCCAUCAGUCGCCAGAAUUUCAUCGUCAAGACUCGCUCUGAAGUCUAAAUGCUACUCUGGUUGUCAAUUUCUACACUUUUGAUUGGAUCAUUCUGCUUUGAAAGUACUUCCUCUAGUCAUUUAAGCAGUUCUAAUCUGCCUUCACAUUUUAAGUGGGAAACUCGGAAGGAAUUCAUGUUGUUUUGAAGUCAUUCUUAUUUCCUGUUUAAGUUGCAUCAUUGGCUUUGUUAUGUUUAUGGUGUCAGGAUGUUGAAUCUCAAUAAAUACAGUGAAAAAGUUUUCCCCAUCUCUUUCAGACAAUGUAGAAUGCUCGUCUUUCUUAUUUCCUUGA
Momordica charantia (bitter melon) is the source of this 732-nucleotide messenger RNA. RefSeq lists its product as uncharacterized. NCBI's taxonomy places the organism in Eukaryota, Viridiplantae, Streptophyta, Magnoliopsida, Cucurbitales, Cucurbitaceae. The record is from RefSeq and is a predicted model, not a curated record.